Messenger RNA from Eucalyptus grandis, 1681 nucleotides. Its product is annotated as hsp70 nucleotide exchange factor fes1. The transcript is spliced from 6 exons. NCBI's taxonomy places the organism in Eukaryota, Viridiplantae, Streptophyta, Magnoliopsida, Myrtales, Myrtaceae. Gene Ontology annotation, molecular function: protein binding. The coding region runs from base 233 to 1399 and encodes 388 amino acids. The record is from RefSeq and is a predicted model, not a curated record.
CCCAGUCCCCACCGCCUAAUCCCCCCCAAAGAUAAAAAAAAAAAAAAAAAAUCCCCGGAGAAAGUCGUAUAUAUAUUUCCCUCCAUUCCAUUCCGCUCGAUCCUCAUUUUCAAUCUGCUUUCCUUUUUCAUACGCCCGCCUCGUCGCCACCGCGCCAGCUCGAUUUCUAUUUCGAUUUCGAUUUCGAUUUCUAGGGUUUCUGCAACCUCGGCCCUCGGCGGACCACCCCGCAAUGUCCGGCGCCGGCGGACCCAACUGGGAAGGCCUCUUCAAAUGGAGCGUCGCCCACUCCGACGGGACUGGCUCCACCCGCAACCUGAGCGAGGAGGACCGGAGGUGGUUCAUGGAGGCCAUGCAGGCCCAGACCGUGGACGUGAUCAAGCGGAUGAAGGAGAUUAUGCUGGUGAUGCAGACGCCGGAGCAGGUGCUGGAGUCUCAAGGCGUUACUGCUGGUGAUAUCGAAGAUAUGUUGGAUGAGCUGCAGGAGCACGUCGAGUCUAUUGACAUGGCCAACGAUCUCCACUCAAUUGGCGGUUUACUUCCUCUUCUCAAUUACUUGAAGAAUUCACACGUGAAUAUUAGAGCAAAGGCUGCCGAUGUUGUCAUGACCAUAGUUCAGAACAAUCCUCGGAGUCAACAACUGGUCAUGGAAGCAAAUGGCUUAGAAUAUCUGCUUUCUAAUUUUACUUCAGAUUCUGAUGUGACAGUCCGUACCAAAGCACUUGGUGCUAUAUCCUCUCUGAUUCGUCACAAUAAACCCGGAAUCACUGCUUUUCGUCUAGCAAAUGGUUAUGCGGCAUUGAAAGAUGCUUUGAGUUCAGACAAUUUGAGAUUUCAAAGGAAAGCACUGAACCUGAUCCAUUACCUUCUGCAUGAGAAUGGCUCUGAUUGCAACAUUGUGAACGAGCUGGGAUUUCCGCGCAUCAUGAUGCAUCUCGCAGCCAGUGACGACGCAGAUGUACGAGAAGCUGCUCUUCGGGGCCUGCUUGAGCUUGCGCGAGACAAGGACGGGACCAGCAGCAGACUAGCUGAGGACGAUGAGAAGCUUAAACAGUUGCUCCAAGAUCGUAUCAAUGGCAUCAGCCUGAUGUCACCCGAUGAUCUUGGAGCUGCUAGAGAGGAGAGGCAACUGGUGGACUCUAUAUGGAAUGCCUGCUACAAUGAACCUUCGUCCCUACGUGAAAAGGGGCUCCUCGUUCUCCCUGGAGAGGAUGCACCGCCUCCUCCGCCUGAUGUUGCCAGUCGCCACUUUGAACCACCUCUGAGAGCGUGGGCGGCAGCUGAUGCUAAUAAAGGCUCUGAUGCUCAGAAGAGUAAACCCCCACUGCUAUUAGGACCUGGCCCUCCUCCCGAUGCAGCUCCGAGAGAAGAAAAUGCUGAUGCACGGAGGAAUCCAUAGGAGUCAGCGAGGUUAUUCUCUGGCUUCUCAUGGACGUGCUUUUUUAAAAUUGGCUAGGAAUAGAAAGAAUGUAAUUUGUACCUUUGUAGAUGUAGAAAUUCGUGGAUCCUGGGGAAUGAUGUCCCCCUCCACUUCAUAACAUAUAGGGCUCUCGUCUGUUUUUUUGGUUUCUGUCUCCUCCAUAAUCUCCAUUGUGUUCAUAGGCAGCAGAGGACGUAUCAAAUUAUGUUUCAGUAUUCAUGGUCUUGUUUUCUCCAGUCUGGAGUGGCCUUGUUUUUAUCC